This is a messenger RNA of Rhodotorula graminis WP1, 636 nucleotides long. RefSeq lists its product as uncharacterized. The transcript is spliced from 3 exons. Lineage: Eukaryota; Fungi; Basidiomycota; Microbotryomycetes; Sporidiobolales; Sporidiobolaceae. Bases 1 to 636 code for a protein of 211 amino acids. The record is from RefSeq and is a predicted model, not a curated record.
AUGGACAUGAAGGCCGCGACCGAGCUCAUCGUCUCGCUCUCGACCGUGUUCGGCACCAUCUUUGUCGCCCUCGCUCUCGCCGGCGCACGGUUCGCCUUCCGCCGCAGCCGAAAGGCGCGCGCCGUGCCGGUCGACCCGACGUACGAGGAGACCAAGGUGACGCUCGUCGGUGCGGGAGCUGCCAGGGCGGGCGAGCAGGACAAGCAGGGCGCAGAAAGGUGGUUCGCAGGGUCGUGGGGCGUGACGCCGGUCGCGAGCGAGGGUCCGGGCGGCACAGCGCAAUACCUCGGCGGCUGGUGGGGCCUCGACGCUCCUUCAAACGCAGGGUACCCUCGCACCUCGUCGCCCACCCACGUCGAGGACGACCAACACUCGACCCGCUCGACCGCCACGUCCGGCAUGCGCGAGUCGCACUUUUCGCGAGCCUCUCGAGCCUCUCGCCGCGCCGACAAGCUCGCUCGCGCAGCAUCGGCGGCAUCGAGCAAAGCAGCAGGCAACGACGUGCGCAAGAAGGAGAAGAAGAAGCCGCGCGUGAGCAAGACGACCGAGUUCGGCGCGUUCGAGCAGGACGCCGGGGUCGAGGUGGACGAGGCGGAGGACCGUGCGCGGGAGAAGGAGGCGCUCGUGCAGCAGUGA